CCUUUAUAUUAAAAGGCUGGGAAGUUAGGGGAAAGUCACGCCUCUCUGUUCUUCGUCCGUUUCAUCCCUUCGACCCCUGCAGCGCUGAUUCUUCCUCCUCGUCGUUGCGUCAGGCCGGUAACCCGAGCAGCCAACCGGCGAGUCCUGUCGCAGAGGAGCAGCGCCGGGGAGUCUAGCAGCGGCGAGGAGUUCCGACGGGUCCAGCGGCGGCGAAGGGAGUUGCAGCGGCGAGUUUCCCCUUCCUCCGAUUCGAGUUUUCUUCGUCGAUUUCGUGGUGAUUUGUUGCCUAAAUAUCUAUAGUUAGCGUUAACUCGUAGAUUAGCAUCUUGUUUGUGUUAAUCUUUCAAUUGAUUGUGGAAUUUUGGUUGAUUUGGUGUUGAAUUGCUUGGGGUUACGAUUUGGGGCUGUUUUUCCGGCGAAUCUCCGGCGGUUGGCCGACGGUGGCUGCGCCCAGUACAGUGGACAGAUUUGGCGGGUCAGUUUUGGACCCAAUUGGUCCAAUUUGGAUCUAAUUGGUUCAAUUGGGUCAAUUCGGGUCCAAUUGGGUUGCUUCUUGUGCAAACGGGUUGGUCUGGGGUCCAAUUGGUUCAAUUGGGUAAAUUUUGGGUUCCAUUUGGGGUGCUUGGGUUGAUUGGGCUAUUCGGGUCGGUCAUUGGGCUGCCCGGACUUACCGUUUGGGCCGAUUGGGCGGUUUGGGCCGGUUGUCCGAAGGGGCAGUGGGGCUGCCGGGCAGUGGGCAGCCGCUUGGAAGGUGUGGGUUGUUGAUUUUUGGGCCAUCGGGUCGGUUUGGCGGGUUGUCGGGCUGAUCCGUUGGUAAUUGAUACUGUUCUGGCAGGUGCAGCGGGCCUGAGGAUAAGUCCUUAGUCCCGAGUUCGCGACACAGGUAAGUUAUUUUAAUAUUGUUGGGUUUAAUCUUGUUGUUUGAGCAUGACGGUAAUCGGUGAGAAGUGAUUCUUCCGAUAGGCCACUGAGUAUGUUGUUCUGUUUAUGGAAAUGUUCAAGUGAUUGUUAUCACUUGAGAACUCUAUUGAAAAUUGGCCACCUAGUAUACCUAGGCGGAUCUGAACUGAAUUGGAUAGUUUAAUCACCAAUAGGACUGUUGUUAGGUUCGGGCCUUGUGGAGCAUGUUUGCAUAUCCAGUGGUCCAGGGUUCAAAACGUACGUACGGGAGUCAUUGUUCUACCUAAGGGAUUUCUUGGUAGAGACUCCAACCCGCCCAUUGAGGAUUCUCUUUGGGUUUGUCCGAGCAUCGGCCUCGAGGGAUCCGCUCGAGUGUCCGUAACUCUAGUCUGUUGAAUCUAGCCGUAUGGUUGUAGGGACAGAAAUAGUCCUUUGGGAAUAAAAGAAUUGGAACUGUUGGAUCCUUGUAUCUGAAAAUAAAUGUUGGUUGUUCACUGAUAUUGCUGAUUAUAUAAAUGUAAUACUAUCUGUGAAAUUAAUUCUAGCGUUAGAUAUUUCUCUCACUCAGCUUAUCGAUGAGCGUGUAGUUUGUUCCGUCUUUCUACACGUAGGUAGUAACAAGUUAUCCUGGAGAGCACAUAGAUGGAGGAGAUGUACGGGUGCAGGACUCAAACCGUUAACAGAUAUGGUGGUUGUAAUGUAACUCAUUUUCUGAUAAUGAUCUAUUAAAGAUGUUUAUUUAAAAUAACAGUUUUGCUUCCGCGCUAUUUUGAAUUAACUCCGAUAAACGUUUAAGUUUUAAUUGAAAUAAGAUUUGAGGAGAUGGACAGACAGCUCAAAUGUCCGUUAGCAGACGCGUCUAGUACAUUUGAACUGCUCUCAAAAGCCUUAAUUAAUGGGUCUUGCCAUUCUAGUCUAGGGCAAACUGGGAUUGGGAGAGGAACCACUCCACUGCUUGAGGUGGAUUCAAGACAGCAUGACCCUGAAUUUUUAAUCCGAUGUUGUGAGUGGCGACACAUCACGAGCAGAGGUGAUGAUGGAGGAACAUCUAUGGCCAUCCUCAUGCGACACACAUAUUCUGGAGCAAGAAUUAAACUGAAGAAAGGGCAGAUCGAGAAACAUCCCAUAUUCUUCUCAAAAACAGCAAAGGUGCAGCAGCGAGCAGAGGUCGCAGAGAAUAGAGGGAGUGACUACCGUGACCACCUAGAGCUGAACCAGUGCGGAUCUAACUCCAAAAUCCAGUAACUUUAGUGUCAACUAAAGUCAACCUAGCUGUGAAUCUAAUGUCAAAAGAGAUAUAUAGCUAGCUUGCGUGCUUGCUCGAAGGAAGAAUUGGUUGGACACAAUUGAGCAGAAAUAAAGAGAAAUAGUGGGACUAUUUGUUUCAAGUGUUGGUGCUACCAUUUCUCUAUUGCCCAAGUCAUUGUUUUCUUACUCCAUGGUAGUUCUAUAUUAACCCUUAUGUAUAAGGAGAACUUCCUCCCUAUAAACAUGCACUGUAAAUAGUGUGGCUUAUGCAAUUCAAGACACAUCACAGCUGCUUUGCAAACAGAAAUAAGAUGCAGAGUAUUGC
Cuscuta campestris is the source of this 2473-nucleotide messenger RNA. The record is from the annotation of a GenBank genome assembly. NCBI's taxonomy places the organism in Eukaryota, Viridiplantae, Streptophyta, Magnoliopsida, Solanales, Convolvulaceae.